GCGGCCUCGGCCGGGACUGAGGAGGGGAAAUCGCUCUUUUGGCAAACUCCCAGCCACCAAGAGGUCCUCUCGGCUUCCACGGACAGGGGGUGGAAGCCUCCAAGGCAGCAGAGCCACCACGCAGGGGACAGCAGCUCCUGGCAGCGAGUGACAGCCAGCCUGGAUGGCCGGGGACACGGGGAUGGCCAGAAAGGUGGCACUGCUCCUGUGGGCCCAGACCCUCGGCCUCUCUGGCACCCAGACCACCCAGCUCCUGGUGCAGCCCCCCUGGACACCAGCAGUGCUGUGGGACCAGGUGACACUGACCUGCCAGGGCUUGGGGACCACCGGUGCCACCACCUGGUACAAGGAUGGGCAGCAGUGGGAGCAGAACAGACGAGACUAUGUCACUGUCACCGAGAGUGGCACCUACACCUGUGACAGACCCGCCAGUGGACGCAGCCCCCCCGUGACAAUCUUAGAUGACCGGCUGGUGCUGCAGGUGCCAGCACGGCCACUGCUGGAGGGGGACACGGUGACACUGCGCUGCCGGGUCAGGCAGGUCCUGUCGGUCAGCACGGUGAGAUUUUACCAAGACGAGAAGGAUUUGGGGGGGUCCCUCAGAGGGACCGAGCUGUCCCUGCCCCCCCUGCAGCUGCACCACAGUGGCCGCUACCACUGCAGGGGCUCGGUGAACUUGUGGCAGUCACAGUCAGCGCCGGUGACAGUGACAGUGCACGAGCUCUUCUCGGUGCCAGUGCUGGAGGGUCCCCCUGAAGUCACCGAGGGGUCCCCCCUCAAUCUCAGCUGCCGCAGCACCCCCAGCCCCCUGCGGCCCGGAGCCCCCCUUCUGCACCUCUUCUACCGGGACGGGCAGUUGGUGGGGGGCCCACAGUGGUCUCGAGAGCUCUUGGUGCCCGCCGUGGGGGUCUCCCACUCGGGGAAUUACAGCUGCCAGGUGCGCUCUGAGGGGGGGACCGUGCAGAAGAGCAGCGCCCGGCUCGGCAUCACGGUGCGCAGGGUUCCACUCUCAGGUGUGUCCCUGCUUACUCAGCCCCCUGGGGGACAGGUGGCACUGGGGGACCGCCUCGUGCUGAGCUGCGCAGUGGCCGCAGGGACAGGUCCCCUGUCCUUCACCUGGCACCGGGGGGGCUCGGGGGCACCGCUGAGCUCUGGCCCCCACCUGGAGCUGUGGAACAUUGGGGACAGUGACAGCGGCCACUAUCACUGCCGGGUCAGCGAUGGCAACAGCGUAGCCGAGAGUGUCCCCCUGAAUGUCACUGUCCUGGUUCCUGUGGCCAAUGCCACCAUCACCCCUGGUCCCCUGUCACACCAGGUGCACACAGGUGACCCCGUGACCCUGCGCUGCUCGGUGCAGGUGGGCUCAGCCCCUGUCACCUUCACCUGGCUGCACAAUGGGCAGGAGGUUGCCCGGGGUCCCGUCCUGGAGCUUGGGAACGUCACUGUGGGACAUUCGGGCACCUACCAGUGCGUGGCCACCAACCAGCUGGGACAGGACGGGCACCGCGUGUUCCAGGCACUCAGCCCCGAGCUGGCCCUGGAGGUGACACCACAAGGACACUGGAACACAGCAGUGGCCACAGGGGUUGGCGGGUCCUUUCUCUUCCUGGUCCUGCUCGUGGGUGGAGUUUUUGGCUGGCGCUGGUGGAACCACAUGGCUGCCAGGAAGCAGCAGGAAAGGGUCCCCCCGGAUCCCCCAGCCCCCCCAGAGGAGGGGGAGGUGCUGUACACCCACGUCGUGAGCACCAAGCAGAUGGGGGUGUCCCCCCGUGCCACCACACUCCAGGAUCCCCGGGUGACCUACGCAGAGCUGCGGGGACCCCACGGGCGACUGCAGGAACUCAGCGACAUCCACAGGAACAUGCUGUGACACUCGGGGCAAGGGUGGGCACUGGGGGACUCUGGGGGAACUGGGGGGCAGUGGAGGACCCCACCCAUGGGCAGCCACACAUGUGAGUCCCCCCCACUUCUCCCGUGGGUUCCCAACAUUCACAAGUAGGUGGGCACAAGUGGGGGUCACGUGUGGGGCUGCACAGGGCACCCAGAGCUCCCCAUGCCCCCAGAACCCCCAAGGCCUUCCCCACCCCCCCUUCCACAACCACCAGUGGCUCCCCAUUCCACAUCCAAGUGCUCUCAGUACCCUCACAGGCUUCCCCAUUCCCUCCCCACAGUGCUCCCAGUAGCCCCAGGGGCUCCCUAUUUCCCCUCCCAGUGCCUCUCCCUUGCUCCCAGUGGAUCCAGGUGUUUCCCAUUCUGUCUCCCAGCACCCCUGCACUCCCAGUGGCUCUGCAAUCCCCCUCUCAGCACUCCCAGUACACCCAUGGCUCCUCAUCUCUCCUCCCAGUGCCAGGGGAACACAGGACUCAUUUCCCUGUCAUUGGCACCAAAAUGCAGCUUUUUGGUUAA
Prinia subflava (tawny-flanked prinia) is the source of this 2406-nucleotide messenger RNA. RefSeq names its product Fc receptor-like protein 2. NCBI's taxonomy places the organism in Eukaryota, Metazoa, Chordata, Aves, Passeriformes, Cisticolidae. The record is from RefSeq and is a predicted model, not a curated record. Gene Ontology annotation, molecular function: transmembrane signaling receptor activity. Bases 164 to 1870 code for a protein of 568 amino acids. Gene Ontology annotation, biological process: cell surface receptor signaling pathway. Gene Ontology annotation, cellular component: plasma membrane. The transcript is spliced from 12 exons.